CCCAUCUCUACUGCUGAGUGGCAUGUUCUAAUUCACGAAUCCGCUCUUCAGAAAUCCAUUCAAGCGAAAUAAUGCCUUUAGAAAGAGAAGUGUACCAUUCCCAAGAACCUGGCGAAGAUGAAGUGGUCAUAUCGGGAAUAUCUGGCCGUUUUCCAGAAUGCGAAAAUAUGGAAGAGCUUAAGCGCAACCUAUUGGAUGGUGUCGAUAUGGUAACAGAAGAUGAUAGAAGAUGGCCGGUGAACAUGCACGGGCUUCCAGGACGCAUGGGAAAAUUGAAAAAUUUAGAACACUUUGACGCCGAAUUUUUUGGAGUACAUUCCAAAAUGGCUGAGGACAUGGACGUUCAGUUAAGAAUUCUCCUAGAGGUGGUCUACGAAGCAAUUGUUGAUGCUGGAUACAAUCCGUCUGAGUUGAGAGGCAAGCGCGUAGCGGUAUUCGUAGGUGCGUGUGUUACCGAUACAGGUGAAUAUGUCAGACAAGCAGCUGAUAGAGUUUCACCAUAUUCCAUAACCGGAACUCCUCUGUGCAUGCUGUCGAAUAGAACCUCGUACACAUUUGACUUUAAAGGGCCUAGCUAUACCAUCGAUUCGGCCUGUUCCAGUAGCAUGGUGGCAUUUCAAAAAGCGUUUAUAGCAAUUAAAUCAGGAGAUUGUGAUGCUGCGAUUGUUGGCGGUGUAAAUACGUGUCUUAAUCCUGUCCUGUCUGUUGCGUUUCAACGUUUUAACAUGUUAAGCAAGAUAGGAAAGUGCAAUGCCUUUGAUCAAACUGGAGACGGAUACGUACGUGCAGAAGCCGCCGUUGCCUUGUUAUUGCAAAGGACUAGAAACGCACGUCGAGUUUACGCUACUGUUUUGGGGGCAAAAUUGAAUAUGGACGGCUAUAAGGAUCAAGGAAUCACCUACCCAUCGGGUGAAAUGCAAAAGGAGCUCAUUGAAGAUGUAUGCACGGAAGCUGGAGUUAAUCCGGCAAAUGUGGUUUUUGUUGAAUCUCACGGUACUGGAACGCCAGCUGGGGAUCCAGAAGAAAUGAAAGCAAUCGCAGCAGUGUUUCUCAAAAAUCGUAGUGAACCGCUUCUAAUUGGUUCAGUGAAAAGUAACCUUGGUCACUCCGAGGGUGCAUCUGGACUGUGCGGUAUAGCGAAAGUUAUUAUCGCAAUGAAUUGCGGUGUUAUAUCAAAAAAUCUGCACUACUCAUCUCCAAACAUUAACAUACCCGCAUUAAGGGACAAAAGAGUGAAGAUUGUUACUGAAAAUAGAAGUUGGAACGGAGGUUUGGUUGGAAUUAAUUCAUUUGGAUUUGGCGGAUUAAAUGGUCAUGCCCUGCUACGUUCUCAUUCAAAAACCAAGAAAACUGGUACGGUUGCGUCGUUACCUCGUUUGGUAGUUGUUUCAGGUCGAACACAUGAUGCCGUUUGUAAAUUCUUGGACAGUUUAGAUCAAAACAAGGAAGACAUUGAGCUUAUGGCACUAGUCAACUCUAUACACUCACGCAAUGUAACUGGUCAUCGUUUUCGAGGUUAUCGCCUUUUAGGCAAAACAAACGCGCAAGAUAUCGUAAGUUACGAAUCUAGCAAACGCCCUAUUUGGUAUGUGUUUAGUGGAGUCGGAUCACAAUGGCAUCAAAUGGCAAAAACUAUGAUGGUAUUUGAUGUGUUUAGAAAGUCUAUAGAGAAAUCUGCUGAAAGUUUAAGAUGCUACGGUAUAACUUUGAAUGACAUUGUCUUAAAUUCUAGUAACAAUCCGGAGAACGAUAUCUUAAUGACAUUUGUAACAAUUAACGCCGUCCAAAUUGCUUUGACGGAUUUAUUAACAAGCUUAGGAAUAGUACCCGAGGGAAUUAUAGGACACUCUGCUGGAGAAGUCGCGUGUGCGUACGCGGAUGGAUCUAUGACACAUGAAGAGACAAUAAGGACGGCUUACAUCCGCAGUAUUACGAUUUACAAAGAAUGUGCAGCUAAUGGAGCAAUGGCGGCUAUAGGACUAUCGUGGGAAGAAUGUAUCAAGCGCUGUCCACCGGAAAUUCAAAUUGCCUGUCACAAUAGUAUAGACAAUGUAACCGUAUCAGGUCCAAAAGAGUUGGUUUCCAAAUUGGUUGCUGACGCAGAAUCCAGCGGUAUCUUUGCAAAAAUGGUGCCUAGCAGUGGUUACGCAUUUCACAGCAAGUACGUUGCUCCUGUAAAAAAUGCACUACAAAAAGCUUUGGACGAAAUCAUCCCCCAUCCCAAACCUCGCAGUGCCAAAUGGAUAUCUACGUCAUAUCCUGAAUCCAAAUGGGACUCUCCCGAUAGCAAGCUGUGUUCAGCAAAGUACCACGUGACAAACGUUCUGUCACCGGUGCUUUUCUAUGAAGCUCUUCAACAUGUCCCCAAGAAUGCCAUUGUUAUUGAGAUUGCUCCCCAUGGACUCUUGCAAGCCAUAGUUAGGAGGGUACUUGAUUCUAAUUGCACUUCCAUCAACCUCAUGAGUAAAACAGCUCCUAACAAUGUAGAUUUCUGCCUUUCUGCUAUUGGAAGAAUAUUCAAUGCCGGCGGACAACCACAAAUAUCCACCAUGUACGAACAAGUUAAGUAUCCUGUUGGCUGUAAGACCACCAUGAUUAACUCGAUGAUCGAAUGGGAUCACUCCGAGAAAUGGAACGUAAUAAAUUCUGCAGCACAAUCUUCAAAAUCUGGGGAAUGCAUAUUUAAAGUUGAUCUCUCCAAAGAAUCCGAUAAAUUCCUAAUAGGUCAUCAACUUGACGGCAGAAUUAUUUUCCCAGGUGCAGGGUACCUAAUUUUUGCUUGGAAAGCGUUAGCCAAACUGAAUAAUGAAGAUUUUGAAAAAAUGCCAGUGGUAUUCGAAGAUGUGGAGUUUAAAAGACCAAUUAUGGUGUCCGAAGAAGGAUCACUAAAACUCUCAGUGAAUAUUUUAGAAAGUUCUGGUGAAUUUGAAAUAUGCGAAGGCGGCUACUUGGUCUCAUCUGGAAGAAUUUUUGCACCUCGGGACAUUUCGAAGGAAACGGUUGAUCUCAUUCAGGAUGUAGAUACAUCUGAGCCAGAACUACUGCAGCACACCAGUGAUGAUUUUUAUAAGGAAUUAAAAGUGCGAGGGUACGAUUACAGUGGUCAUUUCAAAGUAAUUAUGUCAUCUGACAACCGAGGCAUGAACGGAAGGAUUACAUGUCAAAGCAACUGGAUAACUUACACCGACGCGGUUCUGCAAUACGUCAUCUUCGGUUCGAAAAGCCGAGAAUUGUCCCUACCAGUCCGAAUACAAAGAGUUUUAAUAAAUCCAAAAUUGCAUCGGGCCCUAAUGGACACUAACGAUAGUCUUCCUAUUAAGAUGUUUCCAUUGAUUGGGCUGGCACAAACGGGUGGAAUUGAAAUGCAUAAAGUAGAAUACCAGAUGACGCCGAGACGGACUGGUUUCUCAUCUCCUAACCUGGAAUCGUACAAAUUUGUUGCGUACGAUAAUGCCGAUCUCACAAACGACAUAUCCAUGGGAAGGGAACAUGCGGUGACGAUUUUGACACAGAUUGUUUUAGAAAAUACAAACGCCCUUAAGUUAAAAGUUACGGGGAUACUACAAGAGGCGUUCAAAAAAGAUCAUUUAACACUGCUCAUCAAAACCGCCAUAGAGUCUGAGCCGAAAAUGUCUCUAGAUUAUACAGUAAUAAAAUUAGUAGAAACGGACACGUCGGAAUUAGAAAAUAACGAAAUUCAAAUACUACCAAAAAUGGUAAAUAAGCUCAAGGAAAAUACGCACCUCGUAGUGAUGAAGGGUGCUUUCUCACAAAAAAAUGAGGAUCUUAUGAAAGCCGCUUGUGCUUCAUUAAAACCGGGUGGCUUCAUUUUAAGCGAGGAGGAAGAUAAAUUAGAGAACGUCGAGGUGAUAGCUUCUCUUGGUUUGCGAGCCAUAGCAACUCAGUCUGUAAGCACGAAAUCGUUCUUAUUACUUCGUAAGCCACUAGUUGCACCUGAUGAUGUGGUUGUGCUGAAGAUCACCGAAGCAAACUUCGACUGGUUAGAACCCCUAAAACACGCACUUCAAAAGUCGGAAUCAGAAGGGAUCAAGAUAUACUUAGUAAGUCAAGGGGAGGAACUGAAUGGUUUAAUGGGUAUGGUUAAUUGUUUGAAGAGAGAGCCUGGAGGAAUUAACAUACGUGCCUACUACAUGCCCAAUGAAACAAAGGAAGUUUUCUCUCUCUCCUCGUCGUUCUAUCGGAAGCAGUUAGAAAAAGAUUUAGUUCACAAUGUUUUGAAGAACACGGCUUGGGGAUCAUACCGCCACCUUCCCAUCAACGCGUUUAAAGAAGAAAAUGUAGCCGCGAACCACGCUUACAUUAACGUAGGAACCAAGGGCGACCUAUCGACCUUAAGAUGGGUGAAAGACAGUCAUAAGCUCGAUAACAACUCAGAGCUGUGCUCAGUAUACUACGCGCCAAUAAACUUUAGGGAUGUAAUGCUGGCAACUGGACAAUUGGCUACUGACGCUCUGCCAGGCAACUAUGAUACGAAUGACUGUCCGUUGGGGUUAGAAUUUUCGGGGCGUGAUAGUAAAGGUCGAAGGGUAAUGGGUGUGGUUAAGUCACGUGGUUUAGCCUUGACCUGCGUUGCUCAUCCUAAAUUUCUAUUGGAAGUUCCAGAAAAAUGGACACUUGAAGAAGCAGCUACUGUUCCAGUGGUUUAUGGAACGGUAUACUAUGCUUUAAUAAUUCGCGGACAACUGCAACCGGGGGAAUCGGUGUUAAUACACUCUGGUGCUGGAGGUGUAGGGCAAGCGGCAAUAUCGGUUGCGCUCAGCAUGGGUUGUACAGUGUUCACGACCGUUGGCAGUCAAUUAAAGCGCAACUUCAUCAAAAACUCUUUUCCACAAUUAGACGAUCAACACAUUGGCAAUUCACGGGACUCCAGUUUUGAACGAUUUAUUCUUUUCCAGACGAAAGGUCGAGGCGUUGAUGUGGUCUUGAAUUCACUGUCGGGCAAGCUACUUCAGGCGUCGGUGCGCUGCCUUGCUAUGGGAGGACGUUUUUUGGAAAUAGGGAAAGUCGACCUGUUCGACAACUCAAACUUGGGUAUGCACAUGUUUCUAAAAGACACCUCGUUCCACGGCAUUCUUUUUGACGCAAUCAUUGAACAAGACAAUUCCCAUACGAAUCGUAUACUCCAGUUAAUGCGUGAGGGCAUAGCUAGCGGCGCAGUUCGACCGCUGCCCUCAGUCGUUUUCGAUGAAAACCAAGCAGAAGAAGCAUUCAGAUUAAUGGCUUCCGGAAAUCACAUAGGAAAGAUUGUACUGAAAAUAAGAUCCGAAGAACAACGGAAAGUGUGCAUGCCUUCUCCGAAAUCUAUAAACUCUGCUACUGUCACUUACAUGGAUCCAAAGAAAAGUUACGUGUUAGUCGGAGGACUAGGUGGAUUCGGUUUGGAAUUAGCAAACUGGUUGAUAUGUAGAGGUGCAACUAAGGUAUUAUUGAAUUCUCGUAGUGGUGUUACGACGGGAUAUCAAUCAAUGUGUGUAAGACGAUGGCGCAACGAUGGUGUGAAUAUCGUAAUUUCUAAAACGGAUGCUACUACUGAGAGGGGUGCCAACCAGCUUGUAAAAGAGGCAGCUCAGCUCGGCCCCGUUGGCGGUAUAUUUAAUUUAGCAGCAGUUCUCAGGGAUUCCAUGAUAAUGAAUAUGUCCAAAGAUGAUUUUAAGGUAGCGUGCCUUCCAAAAGUACAAGCCACCAAGUAUUUGGAUGCUGCGACCCGUGCUUUGGCGCCCUAUUUAGACCACUUUGUCGUAUUUUCUUCGAUCAGUUGUGGUCGAGGAAAUGCAGGACAAGCCAACUAUGGAUUUGCCAAUUCUGUAAUGGAACGUAUUUGCGAAUCGCGCCAAGCUGACAAUUUGCCCGGGUUAGCCAUUCAGUGGGGGCCAAUCGACGACGUAGGACUUUUGACGAAAAUGGACCUGUCUGUAGAUGUUAUGGGGUUACUCCCACAACGCAUAAAUUCAUGCUUAAUGGUGAUGGAUACCUUCCUAAACCAACCACACGUCAUUGUAGGCAGCAUGAUACUGGGGAAAAGUGUUAAAAUGGAUAAGAAGACUGGGGUAGCAGACGUAGUGGCAAAAAUAAUGGGCAUUAAAGAUUUAAAAACGGUAGCACCAACAGCAACGCUCUCAGAUCUUGGAAUGGAUUCAUUAAUGGGUUCCGAGAUUAAGGAGUCCUUAGAACGAAAUUUUGAUAUAAACCUCAACGUUAAGGAAAUUCGCGGCCUUACAUUUGACCACCUUUCUCAGUUAAACUCCACAGCGUAAAACCCACACGCUGUUUUUUAGGUUAUGUUAUGUGCAUCGUGAGGAUUUUAGAAAAAAAUGAUUAAAAAUCUCAUCAACAAUUUAAUCAAUAGUCCUUCUUCUAGUUAACUUUGGGUUUGCCCGAAUGAUUUAAAUUUCCCCCAAUUGUAUGUUACACGUUAGAACUCGCUAAUCCUCGUAAGUACUCAAUAAACCAUUGCUA
Photinus pyralis (common eastern firefly) is the source of this 6477-nucleotide messenger RNA. Its product is annotated as fatty acid synthase-like. Gene Ontology annotation, molecular function: phosphopantetheine binding; 3-oxoacyl-[acyl-carrier-protein] synthase activity; oxidoreductase activity. Lineage: Eukaryota; Metazoa; Arthropoda; Insecta; Coleoptera; Lampyridae. The record is from RefSeq and is a predicted model, not a curated record. The transcript is spliced from 8 exons. Gene Ontology annotation, biological process: fatty acid biosynthetic process. Bases 72 to 6275 code for a protein of 2067 amino acids.